CCAAUACGCAAUAUCUUAGGAGCCUCCAACUAACCGAUUGGGAAGAGCUAGAUAGGUAGAAACUUCCCUCGGUCGAGAUUCGCAAACCAUAUUUCUUUUAUUUUGAUCAAUCUUUCUCAUUCUCGUCCUCAAUACUGACUUCCAAGGUUGAUUCGAAUUUCAAUUUCCUCAAUUCUAACGACAUUAUAAAACAUCUCUGCCGGAUUCCGAAGGGAACAGAUAUAUACCAUAUACAUACCGUAUCCGAUCACUUAGUAACACCGUCCUGUCCGCGACACGAUUCUCCUCCCUCUCCUCUCGACUUUUUCCGUCCCAUCUCGUUCGAUCCGCCGUGAUUCCAACUCAUCACCGUCUUGACGAGACAAAACACUUGUCUAUGUGUCAAAUAGAUGUGUGUCUUAAGGCAAACUAAGGGAGAGAGGAUUGGCGCUGAAUGAGGCACCUAUUGCCUUUGCGCAUCGCUGAGUCAGGCUUCACUCGGUUUGUUCGUUCGUCGCCAGGGUUAUCGCCGUAUCCGUUGCCACGGAGUGCAUCCCCGUCUAUCAUCCGAAUUAGUAUCAAUACGCGUCUCAUUCGCCAGAUCACCACCCAGUCACCUUGCCCCCUUCCGUCGACCGCCGCAACUAUGAACGGAACAAGUCCAACCUCGCGCUCUAAGCGCAAGGCUCCUUUUCCACCCAACGAACACGAUCGCCCACAUAAACAAUUACGACCUGCUAACGGCAGAAUGUCCCCAAGCGAGAAUACACCAGACACCGAGUUGCCUGUCUUCAUAGAGAACGACAUGGCAGCUGACGAAGAGUUAACUAUAUCGUUCCCUCCUCCGGCAGUCACUGAUACGGCGGAAUGGCAAGCCACUAUUGAGAACGUAGUUCGAAAUGUGGUUUCUAUUCGCUUCUGCCAGACAUGUUCUUUCGACACGGAUAGUGCUUGUGCCAGUGAAGCGACUGGAUUUGUUGUUGAUGCUGAGAAGGGUUAUAUCCUAACCAAUCGGCAUGUCGUUGGCUCUGGUCCUUUCUGGGGUUAUGUCGUGUUUGACAAUCACGAAGAAGUUGACGCCUACCCUGUCUAUCGAGAUCCCGUCCACGAUUUCGGUAUUUUGCGUUUCGACCCUAAGGCUAUUAAAUACAUGCCAGUAGCAGCCUUACCCAUUCGCCCGGACCUCGCAAAAGUUGGUGUUGAAAUUAGAGUGGUCGGAAACGACGCUGGUGAGAAAUUGAGUAUUCUCUCUGGUGUGAUCAGUCGAUUGGAUAGGAACGCCCCUGAGUAUGGUGAAGGUUACAGCGAUUUUAACACCAAUUAUUACCAGGCAAAUGCUGCAGCCAGUGGAGGAAGUUCCGGCAGUCCUGUCGUCAAUAUUGAUGGAUUUGCCAUAGCCUUACAAGCCGGUGGUAGAUCUGAUGGCGCAUCCACGGAUUAUUUCCUGCCCCUCGACCGACCUUUGAGAGCUCUCCGUUGCAUACAAGAAGGCAAACCGGUCGAACGAGGCACUAUACAGUGUCAAUUCAUUAUGAAACCUUUUGACGAGUGUCGCCGACUUGGUCUAACGCCAAAUUGGGAAAAGGCAAUUCGCGAAGCAUUUCCUAAGGAGACAAAUAUGCUUGUUGCCGAAAUUGUCCUUCCUGAAGGUCCGUCUCAUAAGAAAAUCGAAGAAGGAGACGUACUUUUGAAGGUGAAUGGUGAGAUGCUCACCCAAUUCAUUCGACUCGACGACAUAUUAGAUUCAAAUGUUGGUAAGACUGUCCAUUUGAGUCUCCAACGAGGUGGCGAGGACAUUGAUAUCGACAUCGAAGUCGGAGACCUCCACGCAAUUACACCGGACCGUUUUGUGACCGUCUCGGGAGCCAGUGUGCACAAUCUAUCCUACCAGCAAGCACGCCUCUAUGGCGUAGCUACCAAUGGCGGCGGUGUGUUUGUUUGUGAAUCGACAGGUUCAUUUCGUUUCGAUAGUGCCGAUAACGGUUGGAUGAUCCAGAGUGUCGACCAAAAGAAGACACCCAAUCUACAAUCGUUUAUUGACGUUGUCAAGGGGAUUCCGGACAAGAAGCGUGUCGUCGUUACGUACAAACACCUUCGAGAUCUUCAUACUUUGAACACCACGAUCAUUAACGUUGAUCGGCACUGGUCGGCUAAGAUGCGGUUGGCGGUGCGAAAUGAUGUGACGGGAUUAUGGGACUUUGAUGAUAUUGCUGACGCUCUACCCCCAGUACCCCCUAUUCGUCGCAAGGGCGCUUUUAUCCAGCUAGAGCACACUUCCCAUCCUGCUGUGGCCGAUCUAGUCCGCAGUUUUGUGCGUGUUAGUUGCACAAUGCCACUUAAGCUAGAUGGAUUCCCCCGAAACCGAAAAUGGGGCAUGGGUUUGGUAAUCGACGCUGAGAAGGGCUUGGUGAUUAUCUCCAGGGCCGUCAUCCCUUAUGAUCUGUGCGAUAUCUGGAUCACGAUUGCAGAUUCAAUUAUUGUCGAAGGCAAAGUUGUUUUUAUGCAUCCCUUACAGAACUACGCAAUUGUAAAAUACGACCCUGCCCUUGUUGAUGCGCCGGUGUUGAGUGCUAGACUUGGCACGGAUAAUAUCACACAAGGAGCCUCGACAACAUUUAUAGGAUAUAACCGAAGUGGGCGGAUCGUCCACGCUGCCACUACAGUUACAGAAAUGACUACAGUCGCCAUUCCUGCUAAUUCCGGUGCCCCUAGAUAUCGAGCUACCAAUGUUGAUGCAAUAACCGUUGAUACCAAUCUCAGUGGACAAUGCGGAAGUGGAGUCCUCGUUGAUAAGGAGGGUACUGUCCAAGCUCUAUGGCUCACCUACCUUGGGGAGCGAUCCUCUGGCUCAAGGGAUGAGGAAUAUCAUCUUGGUCUUGCCACCCCAACCCUACUACCUGUCGUCUCGCAGAUUCAGCAGGGUCAAGAUCCAAAACUUCGAAUGCUGCCCGUGGAAUUUAGAGCUAUUGCAAUGUCACAAGCACGAGUGAUGGGAGUUUCUGAGGAUUGGAUAAAUAAGGUGUUUGAAGCCAACAAGCACACGCAUCAACUUUUCAUGGUUUCCAAGUGCACCUUUGAGCGAGAUAACCGCCCUACUGUUUUACGUGAGGGCGACAUUAUCUUGACUCUAAACGGCAAGAUCAUUACGCGUGUAUCGGAGCUAGAUGUCAUGUACUCACAUGAAAUCUUAGAAGCUAUCAUCGUCCGAGAGAGCGGGGAAAUGAACCUUCAGGUCCCCACAUCCCCAGCAGACAAUGUCGAGACUGACCAUGCUAUUUCAUUUUGUGGAGCAGUGCUUCACGUACCUCAUCUUGCUGUUAGGCAACAGAUCAGUAAGCUUCCUAGCGAAGUCUACGUUUCUGCCAGAAGUAGAGGCUCGCCGUCCUAUCAGUAUGGCCUUGCCCCGACCAACUUCAUUACUCACGUAAACGGCAAACCCACGCCAGAUCUCAAGACCUUCCUAGAGAACGUGGUUAAGAUUCCGGAUAAUACAUAUUUCCGAAUCAAAGCCAUGACGUUCGACAACCAACCGUGGGUCAUUACGAUGAAGAAAAAUGAACACUAUUUCCCCACUAUGGAAUGGGUCAAGGGUGGCUCAGAGCCGUGCGGCUGGAAACGUAUCACGUAUGAGAGCGGUAAGCCCGUCGCAGGCGAACCUACAGAUGGCAUCCUCCCUAUACAAGAUGGAGAGGAUGUAGAGGAUAUGGAUUACGACGGUGGAAUAUAAGACGCCUACUUAUGCGCAUAAGAAUCCGACAGCAUUAUGCCAAUUAUUAUAGAACGGGCAUCGAGGGAUAAAAGGGGCAUCGUUAUAUUUUGGUAGUGCCAUUUGUACAUAGACUUUUUCUGCCUUAAUAGGGGGGCUAUGCUUUAUGGUACUUGGCUAGUCUACUUAGUGAAAUUUUUGUUAAACGCGCACGGUCAUUUUCUCAAGGAUUCGUUGAUUGACUAUAUGUACUGCUUAUUUACCCCCGUUGCGGUGCAUUUGUUAGGUGCACACGUGGUGAAACAAUGCAGUGUUAGGGGAAUUAGGAGAGCCUACCUAGGUGGCUGAUGUACCCGGAGGGCCCGCCCUAGGAGGUAAAAUUAAGCUUAAUUAUCACCACAUGCCGUUCCUUCCCUAUUAGAAAGUCGCUUGCCAACGCCG
Molecule: messenger RNA, 4126 nt
Organism: Hypoxylon trugodes
Lineage: Eukaryota; Fungi; Ascomycota; Sordariomycetes; Xylariales; Hypoxylaceae
Product: Pro-apoptotic serine protease NMA111
Exons: 4
Coding region: 434-3706 (1090 amino acids)
Biological process (GO): proteolysis
Molecular function (GO): protein binding; serine-type endopeptidase activity
Source: RefSeq, a predicted model, not a curated record